Myotis lucifugus (little brown bat) is the source of this 1346-nucleotide messenger RNA. It is a transcript of the gene ATOH8, whose product is annotated as atonal bHLH transcription factor 8. The coding region runs from base 130 to 1182 and encodes 350 amino acids. Gene Ontology annotation, molecular function: DNA-binding transcription factor activity; protein dimerization activity. NCBI's taxonomy places the organism in Eukaryota, Metazoa, Chordata, Mammalia, Chiroptera, Vespertilionidae. The record is from RefSeq and is a predicted model, not a curated record. The transcript has 3 exons.
GAGAGCGCGAGCCUCCGAGGCGCCGAGAGCGACGGCCACCGGGCAGAGCCGGGCGCCGCGUGCAGAGCGAGCGCGGCGGGCGCGCGUCCCGGGCAGCCCCACGCCUCCGCCUCGCGCGCUGCCCGCGCCAUGAAGCACAUCCCCGUUCUCGAGGACGGGCCGUGGAAGACCGUGUGCGUGAAGGAGCUGAACGGCCUCAAGAAGCUCAAGCGGAAAGGCAAGGAGCCGGCGCGGCGCGCGAAUGGCUAUAAAACUUUCCGACUGGACUUGGACGUGCCCGAGCUAGGCGCCGCGGCCACCAACGGGCUGCGGGACAGGACCCAGCGGCUGCAGCCGGUCCCGACCCCGGUGCCAGCCGCAGUGGCGCCGGCCGUCCCCUCAGGUGGAGGCCCGGACACUGCUGGGGAGCGCGGGGGCGCCCGGGCGCCAGAGGUCUUGGACGCGCGGAAACGCGGCUUCUCCCUGGGCGCUGUGGGUCCAGGACUCCCCACGCCGCCGCCGCCGCCGCUUCCAGCACCCCAGGGCCAGGUACCUGGGGGUCCGGAGGUCCAGCCUUUCCGGGAACCCGGCCUGCGUCCCCGCAUCUUGCUGUGCGCACCGCCUGCCCGCCCAAUGCCUUCCGCGCCCCCUGCGCCCCCGGAGACCUCCGUGCGCCCUGCGCCCCCCACGCGCCCCGGGGAAAGUUCCUACUCGUCAAUUUCACACGUAAUUUACAAUAACCAUCCGGAUUCCUCCGCGUCGCCUAGGAAACGGCCCGGCGAAGCCACGGCCGCCUCCUCGGAGAUCAAAGCCCUGCAGCAGACCCGGAGGCUCCUGGCGAACGCCCGGGAGCGGACGCGGGUGCACACCAUCAGCGCAGCCUUCGAGGCGCUGCGGAAGCAGGUGCCGUGUUACUCAUACGGGCAGAAGCUCUCCAAACUGGCCAUCCUGAGGAUCGCCUGCAACUACAUCCUGUCCCUGGCCCGGCUGGCUGACCUCGACUACAGCGCCGACCGCAGCAACCUCAGCUUCUCCGAGUGUGUGCAGCGCUGCACCCGCACCCUGCAGGCUGAGGGACGUGCCAAGAAGCGCAAGCGGGGCCCUGAUGGAAGUUGUAUCAGGAUGGGAUCCCCUGAGCAGAGGAGAGCCCGGAGAACCCUUGGGCAUGUUUUGGGAAACGGACUUGGCCUGUGGGUUAUCUGAGGCUGUGCGUUAAGGUAGAGGAUAUUCAUUCAUUCACUCACUCAUUCAUUCUGGAGGGAUUUGCUGAGCCCCAGUCUGAGUAUGCUGGGCAGGACCAUAAAGAUGAUAAAACAUAUGGUCCCAGUCCCCACGCACCUCACAGGAUGGUGAGACCCUCCGGCCAG